UCCUGCUGUGAACGACGUCGUUGUCAUUGUUGUAUUAAUUUCACUAGUGAAUAGGCAAAUCCCCAAAAUCGAACCAGAAAAGAAAGCCUUCACUCGCUCAAAGCAAAAAAAAACACACAAAACACAGACACUGAAGCGGUAGAAGAGGAGAGAAAUGGAGUCGGAGGAAGAAGACGGAAGGACAGAAAGCCAGAAAAACGAUACUACUGACUUUAUUAGCAGUCUAUCGGACUGUGUCCUUACCCACAUCCUCUCUUUACUUCCAACCCGAGACUCUGUUCGAACAAGCAUUUUGUCGAGCAGGUGGAGCCCUCUGUGGAAACUCGUCCCAGUUCUUCACUUGGAACGGUUGCGCAACCAAGAUACAGUGUCCAACAUUUGGAAUCAUCGCAACGCCGCCAUUCCCUUACGCAAGUUUUACCUCCACGGGACCUCCGAUUGUAACACGGCCUAUGUCGACACGAUGCUCCAAGACACCAUUCUGCGUGGCCGCAUGUUGCAAGAGCUCGAUCUCGACAUAUAUAGUCAUCCUAUUCCUAAUCCGCCUUUGGAGUUGCAUCCUAGUCUCUUCUUUUCUACAACAUUAGUGGUUCUCAAAUUGGGAGGUGAGAUUCUUCUCAGUCCUCCUCUUGAUUCCAUCUUCCCAAGUCUCCACAUUCUGUAUCUUGAAUCUGGAAUUAGUUAUGCAAACUGCGACUCUCUCCCCACACUCCUUGCUGCCUGCCCGCUCCUCCAAGAAUUGGCUCUCACAGUGGCUUAUAAGAAUUUCGAAAAUACAAGGAUGCUCAAAAUCAUUGUGCUCAUACCUACGCUGAAAAUAUUAUAUUUAUCUUGGCUUUUCGAAUGGUGGUGCUACCCAUUACUCCACUUUUACAUACUCCGAUUAAAUGCCCCUGCUCUUGAGCAAUUUUAUUUCCAUGGUCUUUUGAGCGACGAUGUUGUGUUAGAAAACCUCCCCAACUUGGUUAAAUCGGGCUUUCAAUUCAAGGAGAUAGAGGAUGGUUCGAGUAGAGGAGAUUAUGCAAAGAGGAUAUGGGACUUCAUGAGACCACUCUAUAACGUUGUAUCCAUGGAAUUCUGCAUAGAAACCGCACAGAUCAUCUGCGAGGCUUCUAACUAUAAUCUUCCCGUGUUUAAUAAUUUGACUUCCUUGACCUUUGAUGGUGAGCUUUCGUGUUCCUAUUAUGCGUGGCCUGCUGUACAACUCUUGCUUUGUCAAGCUCCAAAGCUACAAACCCUUGCCUUUGAAUUGACAUUCACUGAUGAAUUCGGUGAUUAUGAUGACUACUCACCUGAAAGUUGCAUGAAGAAGCCACUUAGUGCUCCUGAAUGUCUGUCAUCACACCUUACAGCCUGUUAUUAUAAAGGAUUUUCAGGGCAUGAGGUUGAGAUGGAACUUGUUACACAAGUCCUAGAAAAAGCUGAAGUAUUAAAGACAAUGAAAAUUACUGUUGAAAGUCAUCUAGACCCAAUGAGGAAGCUUCAAAUUCACGAGAAAGUAAGGAAGCUUCAAAGGAGAUCUUGUACUUGUCAAAUUGAAUUUGAUGAAGCACAUUUCUAUUAAAAAGUUGUCUUUCUUAAUUUGCAAGAAGCAAUUGUUUUAUGGGAAUGCCCGUUAUUCUUCGCAUCUUUCAUUUGAAACUUUAAUGUAUUCAAGAUUAGAAUAUAUGUUUAAUGUUGAAAUUCUGUUUCACUUUCUCUA
This is a messenger RNA of Quercus lobata, 1702 nucleotides long. RefSeq names its product putative FBD-associated F-box protein At3g50710. Gene Ontology annotation, molecular function: protein binding. Lineage: Eukaryota; Viridiplantae; Streptophyta; Magnoliopsida; Fagales; Fagaceae. The transcript is spliced from 3 exons. Bases 155 to 1564 code for a protein of 469 amino acids. The record is from RefSeq and is a predicted model, not a curated record.